UUCUUGUGAAAAGGAAAAUAGUUAUCUUUCAAUGGGUUUGUGCUUCAAGGGUUCCAAACUACUAAAGUUCGAAGACCAAAGUUGUCGCUUUGUGUUUCAAGGGUUUUCCAGUUUUCCUUUUCAUUCUCUGCUCCUUUCAUUUGCAAUCUCACUUUCUCAAAAGUUGGGUAAACUAGAAGAGAUUAAAACUCUAAAGCUCAUCAAUCCUUUUGCUUAAGUAGGAGGAGUGACUGCCGGAUUAGCUUCCCAGUUAUUGUAUAGUUUGUUCUGUCUCCUAUCAAAUAUUAGAAAAAAAAAUGGCUUCUUUUCUUGAACCUCUUUUUAGCAAAGCUGCUGAGUACAUGGUUGACACCACUGCAGCACAACUUAGUUACGUGUUCAAGCAUGACAACAAGUUUCAGAACCUCUGGGGUAAAGUUGAAGAGCUGAAGUGUGCAAGACAAAGGGUGCAGCAAUCUGUUGAUGAGGCUAAAAGGAACGGAGAGAAUAUUUUUGAUGAUGUUGAAAGGUGGUUGACAGUGGUGAAUAAGAAGAUCUCCGACCAGGCUACAACACAAUCGCAAGAGGAUGAAAAUAAAGCGAUGGAGAAUUAUUUCGCUGGCUUUCUUCUUGAUAUCAAGAAUCGUUACCAGCUCAGCAAGAAAGCUGAUGAGGAGGCGGAGGCCAUAACACAACUCUUGAAUGAAAAGGAUCGAUUUGAUAGAGUUUCCUACCGUCCUGCUGUUGAAGGGAUACACAUUAUUAGAACUCUUAAAGAGUAUGAGACCUUUGAGUCAAGAAGUGGUGUUUUCUAUGAGGUCAUGGCAGCAUUGGAAGAUGAUAAUGUCAACAUAAUAGGAGUGUACGGGAUGGGAGGUGUGGGCAAAACCACACUUGUCAAAGAGGCUGCCAGCCAAGUCAUUGCCAAGGAGAAAAAGCUGUUUGAUGAAGUGGUCUUGGUUGCUAUAACACAAACACCGAACAUGGUAAAUACUCAGAACAAGAUUGCCGAGAGGUUGGGCCUUGAACUUGAAGGGACAGACAUGGAUAUGAGAGCAGCUAAACUUCGUGAAAGAAUAAAGAAAGAGGAGAAAAUUCUUAUUAUUUUGGAUGAUAUAUGGGUCUUCUUGGAUUUGGAGGCACUUGGAAUUCCUUCUGCAGACGAACACAAGUGAUGCAAGAUCUUGAUGACUUCUAGGAGGCGAAAAGUAUUGAAGUCGAUGGGUUCUCAGAAAAUGAAAAUACUUCCAAUUGAACUACUGAAAGAAGAUGAAGCAUGGAAGCUGUUUAAGAACCUGGCUGGUCCUAUAACUGAAAGAUCUGACUUGCAAUCUACAGCAGAAAAAGUCGCCCAAAAAUGUGCAAGAUUGCCGAUCGCUAUUGCAACAGUUGCAAAGGCUUUGAAACAUAAGGAGAAUUUGUAUGAAUGGGAGGAUGCUUUGGAAAGGGAGCUAUCAGGUAAUGUGCAUUCAGCUAUAGAGAUGAGCUACAACUACUUGGAAAGGGAGGAACUUAAAGAAACUUUCUUGCUCUGCAGUAUAAUGGGUCAUAAUGCUGCCACUGAAGACUUGCUGAAAUAUUGCAGAGGCUUGGGUUUAUUCCGUGGCCUUGACACAAUUGAAAAAGUACGGAGGAGAGUAUUGACAUUGGUUAGUGAGCUCAAAGACUCUUCUCUGUUACUUGCUGGUUCUAGCCCUGAACGGUUUGACAUGCAUGAUGUUGUUUGCGAAGUGGCCAUUGCAAUUGCUUCUAGGGACCGUGGUUGGCUUGCUUCCGGAAAAGAGGAUGUAUCUGAAGAGUGGUCAGAUAAGGAUAGAAUGAGAACCUGCAGUCUUGUUAGCUUACAAAAUACUGAGGUAAUUGAGCUACUAGAUGAGUCCGAAUGUCCAAAACUUACCUUUUUCUCUAUGGGUAGUGAGAAUUCUUCUUCGAAAAUGCCAUUCUUUUUUUCUAUGGGUGGAGCGGAUUCGUCUUUAAAAAUUCCAAAGAAUCUUUUUGAGGGGAUGAAAGGACUCAAAGUAUUAAAUUUUACCGGAAUGAAUUUGACAUCCUUGCCUUGCUCCAUUGGUUGCUUGAAAACUCUUAGUACAUUGCGUUUGGUAGGUUGUGCUUUAAAAGAUAUAGACAUCUUAGGAGAGUUAGUAAAUUUAGAAAUCCUUGACCUCCGUAAUUCUACUAUUGGAGUGCUCCCAAAGGAAAUAGGAGAGUUGAGGAGGCUAAAAUUGCUGGACUUGAGUGGUUGUAGAAAUCUUGAAGUAAUAUCACCAAACGUAUUGUCAAGUUUAUCCAGAUUAGAAGAACUCUACUUAUAUGAUAGCUUUAAGGGAUGGGAUCGGGAGGUUGAGGGAAGUGAGAAUAAUCAAAGGAGCAAUGCUAGUCUUGUUGAGUUGCAGGAUUUGUCUCGUCUGACCACUUUGGAAGUACAUGUUCCUGAUGUGCGAGCUAUACCAAAACAGAAGUUGUUUUCUAGAAACAUGGAAAGAUACAAGAUUUCCAUUGGAGAAGUUUGGAGAUGUUAUGAUGGAGGGAUGGAAACAUCAAGAAUGUUGAAGCUCACAACCAACAAUAGAAGUCUUCAAUUGGCCCAUGAAAUUAAAACGUUAUUGAGAAGAACUCAAAAUUUAUACCUAAGAGGAGUAGAAGAUGCCAUGGAAAUGCUUUAUGACCCGAUUACUGAAGGUUUUCCACAUCUAAAGCAUCUUAAGGUAUGUGAUGUCUCAGAUAUCAAAUGUGUUAUUAACCCCAGCAUGUUGGUUUCUUUUUUGGAGUCGUUGUUUCUAGAGGGUUUGAUGAAUUUGGAGGCAAUAUGUGAUGGGCAACUCAAAACUGAAUCAUUUGGGCGACUCAGAUGCGUAAUAGUCCACCACUGCAAGAUGUUGAAGAAUUUGUUCUCCUUCUCCGUGGCCAAAGGGCUUCGCCAACUUGAAGAAAUACGGGUAUCCAGUUGCGAGAACAUGAGAGAGUUAAUAAAAGUGGAAAAGGAAGAGAUGGGUGAGGAUGACAUUUUGGAAUUCACUCAACUGCGCUUCUUAGAAUUGAAAGGACUUCCUAAAUUCAAUGGCAUGUGGCUUUUUGAUAAAAAGGUUUUGUUUCCUGCGGCAUUGGAGAAGUUGUAUUUGGAAUCCGUCAAUGGGAUUGAAAAAAUAUGGCGUGAUGGUCAACUUCUUACACUGUCUUGUGGUGUUCAAAAUUUAACACGUUUGCAAGUGUGGAGAUGUCAUAAGUUGAAGUAUGUAUUUACUUCAUCUAUGGUUGAAAACCUUGUGCACCUGAAAACACUUGAUGUUGGUGAUUGUGAUCGAAUGGAAGACAUAAUAGAAGGAAUACUAGGUGGGGAAGAAAGGAUUAACAACAGCAUAAGCGUGCUCCCUAAGCUUGACUCGUUGAAACUCAACUAUCUUCCUAAUCUCGAAACAUUUUGUUGUGGAAUUAACCUAAUUGAAUUUCCCUUCUUAAGGGAAUUACAAAUAAAGAAUUGUCCUGUUCUGAGCACAUUCCAUUUCGAUACUGCAAGUAUUGGAAACAUCUCACUUGAUCCUAAUGUACCUCAGUCACAAUAUCUCUUCACUGCAAAGGUUUUGUUUCCUGCAUUGGAGGAGCUGCUUUUGCAUUCAGUCAAUGAGAUUGAAAAAAUAUGGCAUGAUGAUCAACUUCUUACUGUGUCUUGUGGUGUUCAAAAUUUAACACAUUUGCUAGUGUGGGGAUGCCGUAAGUUGAAGUGUGUAUUUACUUCCUCUAUGGUUAAAAGCUUUGUGAACCUGAAAACACUUAGAGGUCAGAAAUUGUUAUGGAAAGGAAGACAUAAUAGAAGGAAUACUAGGUGGGGAAGAAAGGAUUAACAACAGCUUAAGCGUGUUCCCUAAGCUUGACUCGGUGGCACUCUACAAUCUUCUAAAUCUCAAAAGAUGGCAUGAUGAUCAACUUCUUACAGUGUCUUGUGGUGUUCAAAAUUUAACACAUUUGGAAGUGUCCAAUUGUCAUAAGCUGAAGUGUGUAUUUACUUCCUCUAUGGUUAAAAGCUUUGUGAACCUGAAAACACUUAAAGGUUAGACAUUGUAAUGAAAUGGAAGACAUAAUAGAAGGAAUACUAGGUGGGGAAGAAAGGAUUAACAACAGCAUUAAGGUGUUCCCUACUCUUACCGUGUUGGUACUCACCGAUCUUCCUAAUCUCAAAAGAUUUUGUUGUGGAAUUAACCCAGUUGAAUUUCCCUUUUUAGGGAAAUUAGAAAUACGAAAAUGUCGUGUUUUGAGUGCAUUCCAUUUUGAUACCGCAAGUAUUGGAAACAACAUCUCACUUGAUCCUAAUAUACCUCAGCCACAAUAUCUUUCAGUGCAAAGUUUACGUUUCCAAAUCUACAUCAACUUACUUUGAGAUGGAAUGUUGGAGUGAAAGAGAUAUGGCUUUUGGUUCCAUCCUCGACAUCUUUCCAGAAUUUAGUGGCUUUGGAAGUAGAAGGAUGCCAUGGAAUCAUAAAAAUUAUUACCCAUUCUACAGCCAAAAGUCUCGUACAUCUUGAAAAAAUGACGAUAGAGAAUUGCCAAGAGAUAGAAGAAAUAGUGGGUGGUGGAGAUGAUGAUGAUGAUAAAAUCAGUUUUCCCCAACUCAAGAUUUUGAAACUUCAAUCUCUGCCAAAGCUAGAAAGCUUUUGUUCAUCACGGCAUUAUACCUUUGACUUCCUAUCCUUAAAAUGGGUAUAUGUGGACGAUUGUCCAAAUAUGAAGACGUUCUCUCAUGGAGAAUUAAACACGCCAUUCUUGCACGGCAUAAGAUUACAAUGGAAUAUGCGUUGGGAAGGCAACCUUAAUAGCGCCAUACAACAAAUUUUCAGAGAAGAGAGUAGUAUGGUAGAAGAAUCUGAAAAUUCUUGGGAAGAAUCUGAAAAUUCUGAGGAAGAUCUAAGCGAUCUUUGUAAGAAACAAAGGAGACAUGGAACAUGGGAAGGGAACUAGGUGUCGUGUCAAUGGAUAAUGACAAGAAAAUUUUGGGGGAAAAUCGUGGAGAUCUCGAGUCAGAAAACAACCUAAUUAGCUUAUCGGAGGUGACUGGAAGGUAUUUGUUUUGGCUACAAAUUAAAUGUCUUUGUAUUAAUCUUGUAGUUUCAUUUUUUGUUGGGUCUUUGGAAUUAGGAGAUGUUCAUAUGAAUUGGAGAUGGGUAUAGAGAUUAUGUGAAUAUAAAUAUUGGGGUCGAUUCAGGGUUGCUUUUGGUUUUGAGUGUGAUAUUUAAAUAAUGUUUAUUCUAUUUCAUGGUUUUACUAUUGGUUGUGUGUGCAAGUAUAGUCUUGUGGGAAGGGAGGUAUACUAGUGUUUUUAUGUAUGUGACUUUACACACAAUACCUAAACAAAGCCCAUAAGAACGUACGUACAUACAUACAUGCAUAAAUUUGUAGCUUUUAGUAGAGCAAAAAAAAUUGAAGGUUUUUCUUACUUUCAAUAAUAAACGUUCUUCCUUCA
Gossypium arboreum is the source of this 5431-nucleotide messenger RNA. RefSeq names its product disease resistance protein RPS2-like. The transcript is spliced from 6 exons. NCBI's taxonomy places the organism in Eukaryota, Viridiplantae, Streptophyta, Magnoliopsida, Malvales, Malvaceae. Gene Ontology annotation, molecular function: ADP binding; ATP hydrolysis activity; protein binding. The record is from RefSeq and is a predicted model, not a curated record.